UCUCAAACACACUUUCACAUUCAAACCCAACAAAUCCGCCACUUAACCAUUAUUUGUACUGCUACUACUUAGUACUCCAGUAGUUACAUAUUCCCUCACUCCUCGGAAUCUCUUCAGUUUCCCGCUACUCUUUCUCUCUCUAAAAAUCUAAAUCUUAAACCCUAAUUCACUGAAAACGGUCCGUUUCAUUCAAUUCUACUUCGCUUUAUCCUUCUCUCUCUGCCUUUAGUGUGAGGAUAUCUUUUGGCUGCAAGAUCAUGAUACAAGUUAAGGAGGAAUCUCAGACUCUGGACUUUGGUGGAUUUGCUUCUUGUUCAUCUUUCUCUGAUAGCAGUUACGAGGCUAGCACUCCAAGAUACUCCUCCGAACCUGGUUCUAGUUAUCGAAGGAGCUCAGGUCCAACUAAACGUUCUUCCCAGGCAGGCUGGACAGAAGAAGAGGAUAAUCUGUUGACUGACGUGGUGAAAAGGUUCAAAGGGAGAAACUGGAAAAAAAUAGCUGAGUGCAUGAAUGGAAGGACUGAUGUGCAGUGCUUGCAUCGCUGGCAGAAAGUUCUGAAUCCUGAGCUUGUAAAGGGUCCUUGGUCAAAGGAGGAGGAUGACCUGAUUAUUGAGUUAGUUGAGAAAUAUGGCUGUAAGAAGUGGUCUUUUAUUGCCAAGUCUUUGCCUGGUCGCAUUGGUAAGCAAUGUAGGGAAAGGUGGCACAACCAUCUUGACCCAACCAUAAAAAGAGAUGCUUGGACUGAACAGGAAGAAUCAGUCCUAUGCCACUAUCACCAAAUAUAUGGGAACAAGUGGGCAGAAAUUGCGAGGUUUCUGCCUGGAAGGACUGAUAAUGCAAUUAAAAAUCAUUGGAAUUCCUCAGUUAAGAAAAGAUCGAACUUGAAUUUGCCAAGUGGGUUAGUGCUGGAUACCGAAAGUGAGGAAUCUCCUAAUUUCUCUAGUGACAAGAAAAAACUAGAGAUCCAGAAGCAUCCAUUACAAGCUCAAAAUGCAGAACAAACAAUCUUUUUAGGCGAGCAGACAGGAUUGGAUAAUGCUGCUGUUGCUUUGUCAACUGAUCUGAGAAUUGGAUAUGCUUAUUCUGCUGGAAAUGCUUUGCAUAAGGAUACUUCUUUAUUUGGAGCCUGUAUAUCAGCAGAAGAAAAUGUGAGGGAUCUGAUAAAGCCACUUGGUGGAAUACCAUUUGGCAAGGCAGAUGUUCUUCCAAUUGGUGAGACAGAUAAACCAUGUCAAUCCAAUUUAAGUCGCACUAAAAUAUCAUAUCCACUCUCAGCCUCUUCUUCAGAUUUUCCUUUGGAUCAGUUGCACCACACAAGAUGGAGUACUUCUCAAGUUGAGGCUGUUCAUCCUACUACUUUUGGGAGCAUGUAUGAAUCUCCCAAGAGGUCUAGGCACGACACUGUUAACGAUCCUGACCAUGAUUUUUUGAGUUUGUCAUUGGCUAGCUUUACUGAGGUUCGUUCCCAAAGUAACAAGAAGAAUAAAGCAUAUGACACACAAUCUUCUUUGGGUCUCAAGCAGCAGGGCUCCUUGUAUUAUGAACCACCACAGUUAAAGGACAUGCUGAUUCCUUUAACAGAUGAAAACCUUAGUAGAGACAACCUUAUCACGGAAAAAAAUGGUCAUCCAUUUUGCUCUACUCCUCCUAGUCUUAAAUUAACAGUCUCUGCUAAUGGUAGCAGUCCAGAAUCUGUCUUAAGGAAUUCUGCAAUGAGUUACACAGGAACUCCUUCAAUCAUAAGAAAGAAGAAUUCCAGAUUUCCCGAAGCUGCGACGCAUUCUAGUUGCACAGGCACCACCACUCCCACACAUAAUUUCCCAAGAGCUUCUGACAGGGAAGACACCUCAAACCUGAAGGACAGAUUUUCUGGGUGUAAAUCAUCAGUUUCGGGAAAAUCUCUUGGAAGACGGUUGGAAUAUGCCUUUGAUAUGGAAUGGGAUGCCUCUAGAUGUUGCACACCAGUUUCUGCAGCUUCACCUUGUGCACUUAGACUUGGUGCUAAUACGAUGCUGACACCAUAAAAAAGGAUGUAAACAUGGCCAUCUUUUCCACAGAGCAAGGUGAUGGAUGUUCAGUUAUUUGAAAUUCUUAUCUGAUGCUUCUUAGGCUCCUUGUAUUGGAUGAGUAGAACAUAAGGGAGCUAUUGGGCUUAUAGCGUUUUGUCUCAAAGAAUCUUGAGCCUGCAGGUUUCAUGACUUAAAACUGAUUUGAAGAUAAGCUUUUGCGCAUGCGUCUUUUGAACAAAAUGGCUAUAUUCAUUACAUUAUUCUCUUUCUUUUUAUUUUUGUGUUUAUUCAUUUGCAAAGCUGAAAGGAUUGUAUGGUAGAAGGGUGGAAGUGGUAUGUGUAUAGGGUGCAUAUGGGCAUGACCAUUGCCUUAAUUCCAUAUUCCAUGCUUUACAUUUAUUCAUUUUUAAAGCUGAAAAAUUGGUGUUUUCAGAAGCGGGGACAUGGCUAUGUGCAUGGAUGGGUAUACAGGUGUAUACUAUGACUCCGCGUAAUAUAUUCUUGCCUAAAUGUUUAUCUAUCCUCCCUCUACAGAUUAUACUGGUAUUAGUAGGUCUGUGACCGGGAACCAUUUUGAAUUUGGAUCUUGACAUGUCGGUGGUUUUUAACAUUAGGCAUUUUGCCAAGAAGUUGGUGGGCCUACGUGAAUUGGGUCAGGGUGGCUGGUGGUUUCGGGAUCCCGUAGAAAAUGCUUCUUUUAUGCCUUGGGUAUUUAUAUUAUAAUUUUCAUUUUUUGGUAUUUAGGAUUAAUUCUGAGGAUCAGUCUGGAGAGGCUUUUGUUGUAGCAUCACAAGCUGUCAGAUCAUAUGAUCUGAUGGAUCGAUCGGGUACUUCUUCAAGGUCAAAUCUUUGAGGAAAUAAAAUGUCAAUGAAACAAUGACAUGCUAAGCCACUUUGAGAUGGCCAAGUUAAAGCUGAAGAAUUAGUUUGAAAUGGAAGUUGUAAUUUUGGCAGUCACAAAACCUUGUGAGCUUAUGGGACUAAUGAGAAAAUAUGGCAAAAAGCUAUAAACUACAUAAGCAUGGAAAUUUGUUGGAUAACUCUUGUUUUGGGAGUUGCCCCUAACUCUAUAUGGGUGUAAUAUUAUAAUUUGAUUUUUCCCUGCCCUACUUCAGAAAUUUAGCGAAGGAAGGAUUUGUAAAUAUGCAUUUAAAUCAAUUGCCUUUAGUUC
Nicotiana tabacum (common tobacco) is the source of this 3180-nucleotide messenger RNA. RefSeq lists its product as uncharacterized. Gene Ontology annotation, molecular function: DNA-binding transcription factor activity, RNA polymerase II-specific; RNA polymerase II cis-regulatory region sequence-specific DNA binding. Gene Ontology annotation, cellular component: nucleus. The record is from RefSeq and is a predicted model, not a curated record. Lineage: Eukaryota; Viridiplantae; Streptophyta; Magnoliopsida; Solanales; Solanaceae. Gene Ontology annotation, biological process: regulation of DNA-templated transcription.